Messenger RNA from Mizuhopecten yessoensis (Yesso scallop), 1936 nucleotides. RefSeq lists its product as uncharacterized. The record is from RefSeq and is a predicted model, not a curated record. The transcript is spliced from 10 exons. The annotation marks the transcript as partial. Lineage: Eukaryota; Metazoa; Mollusca; Bivalvia; Pectinida; Pectinidae.
GAGAUAUUUGAUCUCUGUGACCUCGACAGAAGGUCGAUAAUAUUUUCAUUCGCUAAUUGCGGGCUCCAUCCCAUAAAGAUAUCAGACAUGUAAGACUAUAUGCCUAUCUGUUCUGGAGAAGAGGUCGUUAAAAGAAAAAUUGACGGACGACGGACGCUGCACCACUGACUAAGCUCACUUGCCCUCGAGCAAGUGAGUUAAUAGUUUAGUUCUAUAUAAUAGAGGAACAUAUUCUAAUGACUCAUCAGUUCAACACAUGUCAUGUUUUACCAACUGUUUUCAUUUAAAUCAUGCAGAAAAAUGAAAUAUUUACCACAAGUCUAUUCGUUAACAGAUGAGGAAAUGGUUGUGUUUAUGGAACAGGAAAAGUAUCAGGUAAAAGAGGGUGAUGUAGCUUUCUUACAGUGUACUAUAGAACCUAAACCAACUAGUGUCGUCUGGAAAAGGGGAGACAAACGUCGAAUAAACCAGCGAAUCCCUAUAAACAAUGGCAAAUUCUUAUCGGGUUGUCCAGCUGCUCCCACACUUAUUAUACGACCAGCAUGUAAAAACGACGCUGCUCACUAUCAAUGUACAGCAAAAAAAAGUGAAGAAAAAGCUCAAGGCAAUGCUGUAGAAUUAGAAGUUGAUUCGAUUGAAGAUAGGGGAAGCACCAUUCCGAAAACACACCGAACUGACCUUGAACCAGGUCCAGGAGCAGAAGGAAGGGACACUUAUAGCAAUAACAGAUCGAGUCGUUCACAUGAGGAAAGCAAUGAAAGGAAGCCGACUAAAGAUUCGAAUGAAGAAAGGGGAAGCACCGUACAGAUAACUCGCCUAUCUGACUUUGAACCAGGUCCAGGAGCUGGAGUAUGGAACAGUUAUAGCAAUAACAGAUCGAGUCGUUCACAUGAGGAAAAGCAUGAAAGGAAGCCGAAUAAAGAGCUUGCUCUUCAAAUAUUGCAGUCCACUUGUAAAAUGAUGUUUACGAUUACAAAUGAUAACGACAUCGCCAGACCAGCUUCAAUCAUAGAAAGGGAGUUUUGUGCAGCUACAGGCUUUGAAAAGCGAAUAGAAACAAUAGAAACAAAAGACUUUCAACAAAAAUAUAAACGAGUUCUCCUUGAAAUCAAGCCGGCCAAAAGUAUGUCAGAACCGCCUGCAGUCUGUUUGGCUGAGCAGUUCAAGCACUACGUAUUGGAAGGUGGAUUACAAUUAUCAGAGGAUUCAGAUACAAUUUUAGAAGUAGACGAAGCAAGUAUCGAAAUAACACCGGAGCACAAGCCUGAAGAUGGACUUCCAUUUGUGAGCUUUAGUAGAGAAGAGGUGUUCGUUUCCGACAGCGAGUCAGUCAUCUUGCAAACAUAUAUUAUCUCGUCACCACCUGCUUCGUCAAUCGAGUGGUUUAAGGUAAAAGAUGACGAUAUCCAGAGUGAAAUAGAAGUAGACAACAAGAAAUACUAUGGAGGCUCUGAAAUAGCUCCCUCUCUAAUCAUCCGAAACGUCGGUGUUGAUGAUGAAGGAUGGUAUGUUUGCCGGGCUACAAAUACCAAAGGAACUGGAUCCAGCAACAGAACGUUCGUUCGGAUAAACAAUGAUGUGAAAAUGGAGUUUGCAGAAAAAAGUUCCGGUCCACAGAUUUCUUUAAGGGAGGAAUGCAAGGACACGCGACAUCCGGUUGAUGUAAUAAGUACGAAAGAUCCCACACUCAACUGCUCUGAAAAUGUAAAAAUGGAGUUUGCAGAACAACUUUCCAGUGCAAAGGUUUCUUUAGCGCAAAAAUUGAAAGACAUGUUUCCUCAUUUAAGUGAUGACAUCUUGUAUGCCACAGUUCUGGAACCAAAACACAAGGAUGACUUAAAUUUAUGUAUUCAAUAUCUGUUGGAAUGCUGCGUGGACACACGACAUCCGGUUGAUGAAACAAGUACGAAAGAUCCCACAUUCGACAGUUCUGAAA